Molecule: messenger RNA, 2490 nt
Organism: Solanum verrucosum
Lineage: Eukaryota; Viridiplantae; Streptophyta; Magnoliopsida; Solanales; Solanaceae
Product: protein fluG-like
Exons: 18
Coding region: 1-2490 (829 amino acids)
Molecular function (GO): glutamine synthetase activity
Source: RefSeq, a predicted model, not a curated record
AUGGAGAAUUUUGAAGAGCUUAAAAGAUCAGUGGAGAGCGUAGAAAUGGUGGAUGAUCAUGCACACAACAUUGUGGCGCUGGACUCCACUCUCCCUUUCCUUAGCUGCUUCUCUCAAUCUGUAGGAGGCAAAACUGCAUCUGAUUUCCCUAAUUCCACCGACUUCAAAGUGAAUCUAAAUGAAAUUUGUGAACUGUAUGGCUCAAGCUUAUCCUUGGAUGCUGUUGAGGAAUCUCGUCGAUGCUUAGGGUUAGAGGCGAGUGCUGCAGUUUGCUUUAAAGCUGCAAGAAUUGUUAUCUUACUUAUUGACGAUGGAAUUAAAUUGGACAAAAAACUUGACAUCAAAUGGCAUGAAAGACUUGUACCAACAGUUGGUAGAAUACUACAAGUUGAGCAUGCUGCUGAAAAUAUCCUUGAGAAGGGUUCAAAUGGGGAGUCGUGGACACUGAGUUCAUUUAUGGAGACUUUCACUAAAGGAACUGAAGUCAUAUCCUUUAAUGUUUUAGUCAAUAUAUGUGCUAAAGUUGUUGCCUUUAAAAGUAUUAUUGCACAUCGUUGUGGCCUUGCAAUUAAUACAAAAGUCACACAAAGGGAGGCUGAGGAGGGUCUGAAUGACAUUUUAUGCGCGGGGAAGCCAGUCAGAAUCUCAAACAAGAACUUUAGUGAUUAUAUUUUUAUGCAUGCUUUGGAGGUGGCUCAAAAUUUUAACUUGCCAAUGCAGAUAGACACAAGUUUGGAGGAGAAGGAUUUGGAUCUGAGGCCAGGGAAUCCCCUUAAUCUCCGCAAUCUUCUUGAGGAUAAGAGAUUCACUAAGAAUCGAUUAGUGCUUUUACAUGCAUCAUUCCCUUUCUUAAAGGAAGCUUCAUAUCUUGCUUCAGUCUACCCUCAAGUCUAUCUUGAUUUUGGGUUGAGGAUUCCUAAGCCUAAAUUUCAUGGGUUGGUGUCCUCAGUGAAGGAACUUCUGGACCUUGCUCCCAUCAAUAAGGUCAUGAUCACCUGUAGUGGCAUCGCAUUUGCUGAAACAUUUUACCUAGGUGCAAAGAAAGCACGUGAAGUGGUAUUCAAUGUUCUAUGGGAUGCAUGCGUCCAUGAUGACCUUUCAAUUACAGAAGCUAUUGCAAUUGUUAAAGCUAUUUUUGCAGAAAAUGCAAAGCAAUUCUACAAGCUUGAUGCUUCAUCAAGAUAUUCUGAUGUAGAACCUCAGUCUUUAUCAUAUCCCUUCAAAAGGGAAGACUUAAAUUGUCCAUUGACAGAUGUUACCGCUGUUCGCAUUAUUUGGUUAGAUUUCUCUGCUCAACAUAGAUGCCGUGUUGCUCCCCAACAUCGCUACUAUAGUUGUGUGAAGAAACAUGGUGUUGGCUUAACUGUUGAAUGUAUGAGAUUGAGUUCAAUAUCUGAUAAUCUAUGUGAAGAACAUUCGCUUCCUUCCUCAGGUGAGGUCAGAGUUGUUCCUGACUUAUCAACCAAAUGCAAAAUCCCCUGGGCAAGAAAUCAAGAAAUGGUGUUGGCUGAUAUGUUAACUGAAUCUGGUAAAGCAUGGCAAUAUUGUCCAAGAGAUGUACUUCGUAAAUUCUCUAAAAUUUUGGAAGAUGAAUUUGGUUUGGUAACGAAUGUAGGCAUUGAAGUUGAAUUUUACCUUUUUAAGAGUGUGUUAAAGGAUGGAAAAGAAACAUGGGCCAGAAUUGACAAGACCUCUUACUGUUCUACAACAGCAAUUGAUGUUGCAUCAUUAGUGCUUCAAGAGAUUGUUGCUUCUUUACACUCCAAUAUUCUAGUCGAACAGUUACAUUCAGAAGCUGGAAAAGGUCAGUUUGAAAUUGUGUUGGGAUACACUGAUGGUGGUAGAGCAGCAAAUAACUUGAUAAUUACACAUGAAGUAAUCAAAGGGGUUGCAAGGAAACAUGGACUACUAGCAAGUUUUACCCCAAGGUAUAAUUAUGAUGAUGUUGGCUCAGGAUCGGAUGUACACAUCAGUUUGUUUAAGAAUGGAGAAAAUGUUUUUAUGGCAUCUGGUGAGCCAAAUAGGUAUGGGAUGUCCGUGAUCGGAGAAUCAUUCAUGGCUGGGGUACUAGAUCAUCUUCGUUCCCUAUGUGUAUUUACGAUGCCCAUCUCUAAUAGUUAUGAACGCUUAAUACCUAAGGCACGGAAUUCAUCAUUCAUUUGCUGGGGGAUAGAAUGUAAAGAGUUACCUGUAAGAGCUUGUUGCCCUCCUGGAGCUCCAAAUGGUGUGGUAACCAAUUUUGAAAUGAAAACAUUUGAUGGAUCUGCAAACCCACACUUGGGUCUAGCUUCAAUAAUUAUUGCUGGCAUCGAUGGCAUGCGAAGAAAAUUACCAAUUCCACGACCAGUAGAGCCAGAAUCUUAUGACUUCGAUUGGAACAACGAUGGUAUAAAAGUACCAGGGUCUCUUAGAUGCGCUAUUAUUCAUAUGGAUUCAGAUAAAUGGUUCAAUGAAAUGUUGGGUAAAGAAUUUAUAUGCACCAGAGGAUGA